CGGCGCAUGCGCAUUGGAAACCACCCGCGAUAACGCACUGCGCAUGCGCAGUACACAGGGCGCAGGGUAGUGCUGAGCUGUUUUGAAGAUGUCUGUUGUUUUUGUGCCAAAGAGACAACGCGGGAAAGCGCAGAUCAACCAAGAAACCAUCCAAAGACUGCUGAAUGAAAAUGACCAGCUUGUGAGGUGUAUAGUGGAGUACAUGCAGAAGGGCAGAGCCACUGAAUGUGUACAAUACCAGCAGAUCCUCCACAGAAACAUAGUUUAUCUAGGAACGAUAGCAGACGCCAGUCCUGAUGCACCUGCUCCUUGUGAAGAUGCAUCAGCACUCGCUGGAACGAAGGACGUUUCUAAAACCUGAUUUCAGAUGAUCUAUAGCUGCAUCUGCAGUCUGACUGAAAUGUGCACUAUGUACAGUGUUUUUUAGGGCUAGUUUUACCAGAGCGCUGUUUCGUCCUUCGUUCUGAUUGGUCAGGAAGUGUUGAUUAAUGGUCCAUCACAGCAGCUCUGACAGACAAUAGGUUUAUGUCAAGACACUCGUUCUGUAACGUUAAUCGUUUCUAUUAGAAGAUGGACGAUCCUGUUAAUAAAGGGAUUAUAAAACAUUCUGUUAUUUAAUGAAGACAAGUGUUUAAUAUUUAUGGAAGGAGUCACCAGUGUCGACGCUUUAUAACAGUCAGUUUAUGGCCAUGGGAAAGUCUUCAGAACAGAGGACUAACGUCAAGUGAGAGGAAAACAAAGAGGCUGGUGAGAGAGCGACUGUUUAUAGCUGCUGUGACGUCAGUGAGAACUUGUUUCGUAGCUGUUCCAGAACAACUAUAAAUGGAUAAAAAGUACAGACUUUGUACUUAUUUUAAUAAAUAAUUGUAAUCGUUGGCACAUUCCUGUGUUGUGUGUAAGAGGAAUAAAACACUUCAGGACG
Molecule: messenger RNA, 922 nt
Organism: Pangasianodon hypophthalmus (striped catfish)
Lineage: Eukaryota; Metazoa; Chordata; Actinopteri; Siluriformes; Pangasiidae
Gene: ss18l2
Product: ss18, like 2
Exons: 4
Coding region: 89-361 (90 amino acids)
Biological process (GO): positive regulation of transcription by RNA polymerase II
Cellular component (GO): nucleus
Molecular function (GO): transcription coactivator activity
Source: RefSeq, a predicted model, not a curated record